UCACUGGAGGCGUGGGAAAGGACACAACAGGCAAACGUAAGCGAAUCUAUCUGUAAAUUUUCCCCUUCUCUGCAACCGCUUCCUCUCGUUUCCAGGCAAUAAUGGAGUCGGUUGAUAAAGACCUUACAAAGAUGGUAGAGAAGCUCGAGUCAGAGAUAUUAGCCAAGAUUAAGUUCACUUCUUCACGUGUCAUUGAUCUAGACAGGCUCCUUUGUGAUACCUUUGUUAGACUGAGUCCCAAACCAAUUGAUUAUCACAAUAGGAGAGAUUUGAUUCGCAUCUUCAAUACCAUAGUGAAGGAAAUAUAUGGCAAUAAUGAUGACUCCCCUGUUGUGGAAGAGUAUGGAUCAUUUGUAAUGGAUAUGUUCGAUGAAAAAAGUGAUCUUGAUUUAUCUAUCAAUUUCAAUUAUUCAACUGAAGUUUCUCGGCAGAAGAAGAUUGCAACCCUUCGGAAGUUUAAUAAGAAAUUACAAUUAAUUCAAAGAAAAGGACAUGUUACUGGUUUAGAGUCUAUCUUGUCUGCCAGGGUACCAAUUAUAAAAGUUACUGACAGUGGAACUGGUAUUGAAUGUGAUUUAUCAGUUGAUAAUAGGGAUGGUAUUGCAAAAUCUCAUAUUAUCCAUUCAAUUUCUGCCAUAGAUGAAAGAUUUCAAAAGCUAUGUUUCCUGAUGAAAUCCUGGGCAAAAGCACAUAAUAUCAACUGUCCCAGAGACCGGACUUUGAGUUCUUUAUCUAUUGUAUCGUAUGUUGCUUUUCAUUUGCAGACUUGCAAUCCUCCUAUAUUGCCUCCUUUCUCUAUUUUACUUAAAGAGGGAGAUGAUCCUGCGUCUGUGGCUAAGGUUGCUAAAACUUAUUUUACCUAUGGAAAACAGAACAAAGAGUCAUUGGCUAAGCUCUUCAUUACCCUUUUUGUCAAGCUGGCAUCAGUUGAAAAUCUUUGGCAGAAAGGAUUUUGUGCCAGCUUAUAUGAAGGGUCGUGGAUUUUGAAGUCAUGGACACGCUCUUACUCAUUAAGUGUUGAAGAUUUCAUCGACAGGUCCCAAAAUGUUGCCAGAGCAGUUGGAAUUAAAGAGGUAAAGAUGAUCUACAGAUGUGUCCAUAAUACUCUUAACUACCUUGUCCAGUUUCUAAAUGGCCAGAGACAGGAAAAUAAUUUGUUGGAUGUUUUGUUUGAGAAACAUACGGUUUCUAGUCUGGGAGUUCAGGUUACUAGCAACAUAAGUGCACGUAUGAAUAACCUUCCUACAUUACAAAAUCCUCAUCCACCAAAAAAGAGGCGCUUAGUAAAAGAUUUAGUUAAAAAUCAAGUUCAGAUACCUAGUGAACAAAUAAUUGUCCAAGGCUUGCAAGGAACAGAAUCCAAGGGCGUGGGUUGGAGGCAGCAAGCCCUUGUUGAAACUUUACAUGUGCUUGCUUCUUGUACUCCCCCAGUUUCCCAUCCUCCUCUUCCUAUUCCUAGUGCAAAUAUUACAGUGAAUCAAAGUUACGGUCCAGGGCCUUAUAAUCCUUCCAUACAAUCUCAUUUUGUUUCAUCACAAAGUUCCCUAGGUUUUGUUGGUACAGUUCAUCAAAGAGCUGUAACUAAAAAUCCUAAUAUUGGAUCAAUUCAUUCACACCUUCCUCAAGUAGGCCAUAAUCGUAGAAAGCAUGCCUUUUACAGUCACAGGAAUAAUUAAUUGGAUCUUAUGGGACUGUUUUCUGUGGUAUAUAUUUGUCUAGUCAAAUCAAGAUUACAUUAACAAAUAAUUUAUAUCCAAGCAAUCAAUUAUCUUCUCUCCUCUCCCAUUAUUGUCUUCAGCUAAAAGCCUAGAAACUCCCUGAUUUCUUUGUUGUUCAAGGUUGAAAAUACAUUUUCCUAUUUAGAAGAGAAAAUUCCUUUCUAUAGCUUAAUGUUCGCUUUGCAUUACUGACGAAAAGCAGGUGAUGUAGCUUUUUACUGGCAUUUAUUUUAUGAAGACUGAAACUGUUUUGACAUGGAAAAAUUAGGUUAGAAAGUCAUAAUUUCUUUUUCUACUCUUGAACUAUUCAAGUAGAUAAAUAUUUUAGAUGGACAAAAUGAUAUUAGUAGAAGAAUAGCAAUUAAUAUUGUCUUGAACAUGGACAAAUAAAUUUGAACAAAAUUUUUCUUCCUUCUUGAAUGAUAAUUUGGAGAAGAGGUAAUAUUGUAUUUAACUUUAUGUGAAUUAUUUUUAUUUGUAAUUUUAUAUUUUAUUUGAUGUAUUUUUAAAAAAUAUUUUUAUAAUACAUUUAUGUUUUCUUAGUUCAUAAAAAAUAUUAGAAAAUAUUGUAUUUCAAUUAGAUAAAUUUAGAUACCGAUAAGUAUGCAUACAGAGAUUUGUGACCCAUUCCUUUAGUUGAUUUACCUCUUAACACAUGAUCAUUAAAGUCAGGCUUUUUUAUUAUUAGGAUAAGUGAGUUCUUAUAGAUUCAUUUUCUAAAAAAUUGAACAUUAUAAUUUUUUAUCAUCCAACUCAAGCACGAAUCAAACAUUUUGAACGUAUUUAUAGAACAAAUGCAUGUUAUCCACACUUAUAGAAAGAUUCUAUGUAAGAAAAUAAAGCUUAUUUUCUUCUAUAAGUCACAAUUAUCUUGUCUGAAGAAAAAAAAAUUGGGGUAUAGAAAAAUGAUAUUGUAUGUUAUCUAGGUACUAAUCCCUAAAUUGUUGUUCGGUAUUGUUUAUAUAUGUAAAUUUUAUAAUUUAAAAUUUAAAUAAAUGUGUCAAAAAGUAGGAUUAUUUUUUAUAUAUUGUAUUUAAAAAUUUUAUAUAAUGAAAUAUGAAUUUUUUAAAAAUAUUACAGAAAUAUAAUGUUUAAAAAUUGUUUAUGUCGAUUUUCAGUGUAAAUACAAAAGUUUAAAGAUAAAAAAACAUUUAAAUGAUAGUCUCAAAAAUUGACAAUAAUGAGUUU
This is a messenger RNA of Abrus precatorius (Indian licorice), 2906 nucleotides long. Its product is annotated as protein HESO1-like. Gene Ontology annotation, molecular function: nucleotidyltransferase activity. NCBI's taxonomy places the organism in Eukaryota, Viridiplantae, Streptophyta, Magnoliopsida, Fabales, Fabaceae. The record is from RefSeq and is a predicted model, not a curated record. Gene Ontology annotation, biological process: RNA 3'-end processing. The coding region runs from base 102 to 1676 and encodes 524 amino acids. The transcript has 10 exons.